Topomyia yanbarensis is the source of this 2017-nucleotide messenger RNA. Its product is annotated as sphingomyelin phosphodiesterase-like. The record is from RefSeq and is a predicted model, not a curated record. Bases 106 to 2013 code for a protein of 635 amino acids. The transcript has 3 exons. NCBI's taxonomy places the organism in Eukaryota, Metazoa, Arthropoda, Insecta, Diptera, Culicidae. Gene Ontology annotation, biological process: sphingomyelin catabolic process; ceramide biosynthetic process. Gene Ontology annotation, cellular component: lysosome. Gene Ontology annotation, molecular function: acid sphingomyelin phosphodiesterase activity.
UCUUCUAACUCAUGUCCAGCAGCAGCACCUGUUAAUCUAGUCGUUGUUUUUUGCCCCGCAAAGUUAGUCUGUGAAUUACCGCGUCGCGGAACGGCGGCACUCGAAAUGAGUUGGAUUAAAGUUUUUGCACUUGUUGGUCUUCUGUUUGGAGUAGUAGCUAGCUACCAGGUCAAACCAAGGAACUAUGACAAGCUAGUUCAACAACAAAAGAAAUUCGAUGAACAAUUCGAGCAAGAAUUUCUCGUCGAACAUCUGAAGUACGCCCAAACUGGAAACAAAUCAGCUCGACUAGAGGAAAUGUUCGAAUAUCUUCGCCACAAGCCCGACAUGUUCCGAUUGGAGCUAGACGAACAUCCUAUCCCGUACCAAACUACGGAGUGUACUGCCUGCCGAGCAUUGGUCACCACCUAUCUGAUGUACCGCCGAGUGCUGAAUUGGGACCGCGAACGAAUCGCCGCUCAAGCUGCAUCUACGUGUGAAUCUUUGGAAAUUCUACUACCGGAAAACUGUGUGAAAAUUAUUGACAAAAACAUUGACGUCCUUCUGUACAUCAUCGACAAUAAGCCGAGCCUUUCCGCGCAAACCGUUUGUGGUGUCGUGUUCCAGUCCGGGUCCUGCGUUCUCGAAGAUCCCGAAUUCCUCGACUGGACCAUCAACAUUUCCCCGGGUGGUACUCCGAUAACUGCAUCAAAAACCGGUCCAAGCCGCAGCGCUAGCGAUUUUAAGAUCAUCCACGUGACUGAUCUGCACUAUGAUCCUCACUAUCGCACGGGAUACAAUGCCGUUUGUGGUGAACCUUGCUGUUGUCGCGAGGGUCAAGGCAUCCCGGCCAAUCCUGCCGAUGGUGCGGGAGAAUGGGGUGAUUAUCGCGAUUGUGACUCCCCAUGGAAAGCGGUCGAGGAUGCGGUUCGUGAAGCCGGUCGAAAGCAUCCGGAUGCAACGUACGUUUAUCAUACGGGGGACAUCAUAGAUCAUGGGGUUUGGGAGACGACCAUCGCCGGGAAUAUUCGUUCCAUAACCCGUACCAGUAGUCUACUGAAGGAGGUUUUCCCUUACAAACCGGUGUACAAUGUGCUUGGUAACCACGAGAUCACUCCAACGAAUGUGUAUGCUCCUAGUCAUAUCACAGCACCGGAGUUUUCAGCCUCUUGGGUAUAUGAAUUGGUUGCUGACCUCUGGGGUGAGUGGCUCCCGGCUGAGGCAAGGCAAACUAUUACCCGAGGCGGAUUCUACACGGUUCUCGUACGUCCAGGAUUCCGAAUAAUCGGUCUUAACAAUAACGAUGCCUACACCUUUAACUGGUGGAUCCUCUAUGACCCAGCUUAUCUCCGGGGCCAACUUCAGUGGCUACAUGAUACCCUACUGCAAGCUGAAACGGCCGGAGAAAAGGUUCACAUUUUGGCACAUAUCCCGAUCGGUUCCGGAUCAACGCUCGUUACCUGGGCUCGACAGUAUCGACGUAUUCUCGAUCGCUUCUGGGAUACUGUAACGGCUCACUUCCACGGUCACACUCACGCCGAUGAGUUUAAUAUAUUUUAUUCGGCUGCCAGUCCACAGUUCGCUAUAAAUGUGGCAUUCAACGGUGGAGGUACCGUCCCGUUCAGCAACUACAAUCCAAACUACAUCGUGUACUAUGUGAAUUCACAGACCUUCGAAGUCACCGAUUACGAAUCGUUCUACUUCAACCUAACGGAAGCCAAUCUGCAUCCGUUAAGGGAUCCACUGUGGCAGGAUCUGUAUUCUUUUUCGCGGGACUUUAGCAUACCGAAUGUUUCGCCUGCAACUCUGGACGGGCUGGCUCGUCGGUUCGGAUCUACGCCCACAGAUCUUCAUCGCUACUGGGAAUUCAAGGUGAAACGUGGAGAUCCUUUCCUGGAACGGGGCUGCGAUGGUAGCUGUCUGAUAAACCAAUUAUGUGGGAUUGUUCGCAAUGAAGCUAACGACGAUCGGAAGUGUGACGAGAUGAUUGCGAUCUAUAGGAAGGGGGAGGAUGAUCGGUGGAAUGAAGAAUAAUAAA